Molecule: messenger RNA, 858 nt
Organism: Caretta caretta (loggerhead turtle)
Lineage: Eukaryota; Metazoa; Chordata; Testudines; Cheloniidae
Source: RefSeq, a predicted model, not a curated record
AUGGAGGCGCAGGGCUGCCUCUCCUUCUGCCCCAGCGCACCCCCGCCACCGCCCGCAAGCAAAGCCCCCCCAGCUCCAGGCCUGCAGCGGCGCACUUUCCAGGGCACCCAGAAGCUACCGACCCCCCCUCAGCAUCACCCGCUUCCCCCGCAGCCCUUGCGGCUCAGCCCCAGGCCGGGCCGCUACCCGGACACGGACCCUCCAGCCCCGGAGAAAGCGGCCCACAAAUACCUGGAGUCCCCCAGCCCGAGCCACCAGGCGCUGUCUGUCAACGGGAAGGCUUUCUACCAGGCCGUGGCCGAAGCUGGAACGAAAAGCGCCAAAGGGCAGGGGUACCACCCCGUGCCCACAGACUGCAGAGCCCAGCUGGAAGAAGCCCCUGAUCUCAGCUGCUCCCCGUCUGCUUCUCUGGGCAGCUUGAGGGAGCACAUCUCCCCCGAGCUCACUGACGCCAUGGAGCUAACCAAGAACAAGAACAAGAAGAGGAGGAACAGGACGACCUUCAGCACCUUCCAACUGGAAGAGCUGGAGAAGGUCUUCCAGAAAACCCAUUACCCCGAUGUGUAUGCCAGGGAGCAGCUGGCACUGAGGACAGACCUAACAGAAGCCAGGGUCCAGGUUUGGUUCCAGAACCGGAGAGCAAAGUGGCGGAAACGAGAACGUUAUGGGAAAAUCCAGGAGGCGAGAAAUCCCUUCGCGGCCACCUACGACAUCUCUGCCCUGCCCAGGGCUGAAAACUACCCUCAGGUGCCCGAUCACACAAAGUUGGUGGGAUUUAAGGGCACUCACAGGUUCGGGUCAAAUGUUCCAGGGCAGAAGAACGUGCAGCUCCGGCAUUGGGAGUUAUCUGCAGAAUAA